GAAUAUUCUGGGUCAAAUGCAAGAAGGCUUUGUUGCCCUUUUCUAAUCGUUACGCACGCCUUUGGUGGGAAUACCGGUGUACAAACGUGGAGGGCUGGAUUUAAUCUACACUUUAGGCCCCGCAAGCUCCCCCCAGUCCUAAGCAAUGGCAGAUGAUUCUGAAAAGAUCCCAGACAGUCCUGGCAAAGAGCCGGCUGACCUGGAUACCACACAGCAGAGUGUAGACCAAGAAGAAGAAAAGCCCAAGGACCAGACUCCACCCCCAGCUGAACCCAGCCCUAAGAAAGAGAAAGCAAAAAAGGAAAAGGUCAAGAAAGAAAAGGAAAAGUCGCCCAAGAAAGCCCCUACCACACGAAGCUCCAAGAUGGUGGCCUGUAGGGUGCUGUUGCUAGAUGGAACGGAUCAGGAAAUUGAAGUAGAGAAACGAGCAAAGGGGCAAGUGUUGUUUGAUAAAGUAUGUGAAGCUGCAAACCUUAUAGAGAAAGAUUACUUUGGAAUAUCUUACAGAGAUGCCACAGACACACGGUACUGGUUGGCUUUGGAUAAGAAAAUAAGCAAACAGAUGCGUAGUGGGCCAUGGGUGUUUGCAUUUGAAGUGAAGUUCUACCCUCCUGACCCUUCCCAGCUAACAGAAGAUCUCACCAGGUAUCAUUUGUGCCUGCAAGUCAGAAAUGACAUCUUAAGUGGCAAACUGCCAUGCUCAUUUGUGACUCAUGCCUUGCUGGGUUCUUACACAGUUCAGUCGGAGCUUGGGGACUACGACCCUGAUGAACAGGGUGUCAAAUAUAUCCAGGACUUCCGUUUCGCACCCAAUCAGACCAAUGAGCUUCUGGAGAAGAUUGCAGACCUUCACAAAACACACAAGGGCCAGACUCCUGCUGAGGCCGAGAUGCAUUUCCUAGAAAAUAGCAAGAAGCUGGCAAUGUAUGGAGUAGAUCUGCAUCAAGCCAGGGACUCCGAGUUGGUGGACAUUACACUGGGAGUCUGCGCCAGUGGCUUGUUGGUCUACAGAGAAAAACUGAGGAUAAACCGUUUUGCUUGGCCAAAGAUUCUUAAACUGUCCUACAAAAGAUCCAACUUCUAUGUGAAAAUCAGGCCAGGAGAGUUUGAGCAAUUUGAAAACACCAUUGGAUUCAAGUGUGCUAAUCACCGCCUAGCCAAGCGCCUCUGGAAAACUUGUGUGGAACAUCAUACUUUCUUUAGACUAAAGGAGCCAGAGCCACCUAAUGCCCGAAUGCCGUUGACCUUCCCCGGCUUUGGGUCAAGGUUCAGAUAUUCUGGACGCACUCAACACCAAACACGCCAAGCAGCAGCUCUCAUCGAUCGCCCAGAGCCUCGAUUUGAGCGCGCUGCUAGCAAGCGGCUUACUACACGGAGUAUGGAUGAGUCGGAGCCAUAUAAUACAUCUGAAAACCCAGAUCAGUCAGCUAUUGGCUAUGGCCAUCCAGAUCGUGCCAACGCACGUACACCUUCCUUGGCAGAGGAUGAAGCUGGACAGGGAGGACGUCUGAGACCUGGGGAAGAGCUGGGGGCACCAGGUUACCACCCACCAGGAGGCCAGGCAUACACUGACCAUGUGGAACUGAAAACUACGGGCCCCAAAACCUCCACCCUUACACGCAAAGGGGAAGGGGGUGGAGGUGGUGCACCCAUUAGAGACUAUUACACUAGCACCCCCCUACGUGCUGCUGGUUUAAGCAGCGUGCCACCGCGAUCGCCUGGGUCUGGCACCGGCUCCCCAGGAACCCCUGGAUCAGACUCUUUAGAUGCCACUCCGCAGUAUGGCUAUGACAGUCGCUAUGGACCAGGCUAUGAAAACCAGGACACCUUGGAGAUGAGAAGAAAGGGUGGUCAUCCAGAUGGCUAUCAUUAUCCUGGUCAACAGCCAGACAGACAGAACCGAGACUUAAUCCAAGAGCUCAAGAGACGACAAGAGGGAGGACAAGGGGAAGGUGAUGACGAUGAUGACCGUUAUGACCCAUCAACAGAACACCUGGAGAAGAAAAGGAUUCUGAUCACCACUACUACCACUACUUCCCCAGCACAUGGCACCUCAGCCACUAAUUCUUCCUCCUCUGGAAGUAGUCGCUCUAGUUCUGAGAAUUCUAUCCAGCUUGACGUGGCCAGUAAUAAUCUGGUCGAGGGGGUAGAUGAUCUCCACGCGCAGCAAGACUCCAUCACCACCGAGAGUUAUGUGACCGCUGAAAUGUACACUGAGACCACCACGACCACGGCGGCUGGUGAAGGUGCUGGUAAGAUGGCUUUCUUCCAUGGUGCUGGUGGGCCAGGUGGUGAGAGCCAGGAGGAUCACCAUGGCUACAAGAAAACCACCACUACUGUGGUCAUGACAACUGGCGAUGACAGCAGCAUGCCACCAACAGUGCCAACUGAAAGAGUAAAAUAUGAUCCCAAUGCUGAGCAUACAACCACCAGUACCACUGAUGUUCCCCUUGUAAAGACACAAAGCCGUACAGUAACUUACAGCAGCUCAGGGGACGGGGGACGGGAUCUCCUCCCCGGGGAGCUGGUGUCCUCUCAGUCCCAUGCUUCACGAAGUCAGACAGUAGAGACAACCACGUACAAAACAGAGAGUGAUGGUGUUGUGGAGACCACAAUCCAGAGGAAGAUCACUAUCACCAGUGAGGGAGAGGAACUGGACCAUGAUAAGAUGCUGGCUGAGGCUAUCGCAAAUGUAACAUCUGAAUACCUUCCACAAGAUAGAACAGUACAGAAAAUAGAAAUAAAGACUGACACUGAGGAGGUGGGAGCAGAUUAAAGAUGUGGAGAUGUAAGUGUUCUGGUGUUGUGAAAGCUUUGCGCAGGAAUGUACCAUUUUUCGUCUGUCUUGGAAAGACACCAUAAACUCAACCAAACCUCUCAUUUUAAUCACUGGUGGUGUAGCAGAGAGAGAAUCUAUAUUUUGCUUAAGAUUUUUAUUUCACCAUUUUAACAUAUAUAUUAUUCAAAAGAGCUGAUCAAGGAAAAGAUGAAAGAAACCUUUUUUGAGAAAUGAGCAUAGGACUCUGGAGUUAUUUUUCAAUGCAAGGAUAUUCUUACUGCAUGGCUUUUAAAAAUUAUUAGAAACAAUUAACCAAAGCUAUGUAAGGACAAGGGAGUGCUUUUAGAGUUAGUAAGUUGGCAAGUACAAGACAGGCUGCUCAAUGUAGGAAAAUCAAUAGUAGAUACGCCAAAUUGCCAAGAACACUGUAUCUUUAGUGCCAGUGACUUUGUGGUAGCAAAGCAGUUGUGAGUGAACUUUUUAUUACUGAAAUGGUAUAAAAAAAAAAGACAAACUUCCUAAUCGAGUUGUACAGAUGUGCUAAUUUUGUUAUUUUAAACAUGUAGACUUGGCAUAACCUUUGAAAAGAGGCUUAUAAUCUACAGAAAGUUUUUUAUCUGAAUAUCUUUCUUGUUUUUGUUUAUAUUAGCUUGCUCCUGGUUGCAUUUUAAAUGUCAGAUUGAAAGGUCAUUGUUAUUAAAUGUAAUGUUUAUGUCGGGCUUCAUAUUUUCAUGUAAUAAAAGCAAGGUGGUGAAAUUUUUACUUUAUACAUAUAUACGACAAAUUGAAAGUUUACAAACCUCUGCUUUUUGUAGGACAUAGUGCAAGCAUCUUGAUAAAAUCAGUUAGGCACCAACAUUUAGUCCCAGAAUUUAGAUGUGGUACUUUUUCAACUUUGAGGCACUGGCCAUAUGGAAUGCUGUUCUCAUUUUCUGACUAACAUCAUGCAGUUGACUUGUGUAGUGCAUUUAACACCCUGACUUGCUUCCAUGACGAGUGCCUCAAAGCAGAAGAUUAGAUGUAGUCCUGGUGUACAUAAAUCUAUGUAGAUGUAAUGCUGUGCUCUCUACCUUCCAAAGGUGGAAUAGGAAAAACGUAGUUGCAGAUUAUGUGACAUUGCCUAAGUAGCUGGAAUGGCAUUUUUGUACUGGAAAUAAAAUUGAUGUCAUUACCAAA
Molecule: messenger RNA, 3955 nt
Organism: Lingula anatina
Lineage: Eukaryota; Metazoa; Brachiopoda; Lingulata; Lingulida; Lingulidae
Product: protein 4.1
Biological process (GO): actomyosin structure organization
Cellular component (GO): cytoskeleton; plasma membrane
Molecular function (GO): actin binding; structural molecule activity
Source: RefSeq, a predicted model, not a curated record